Paramuricea clavata is the source of this 8593-nucleotide messenger RNA. NCBI's taxonomy places the organism in Eukaryota, Metazoa, Cnidaria, Anthozoa, Malacalcyonacea, Plexauridae. The record is from the annotation of a GenBank genome assembly.
CUUUGGGAAUUAAAGCACUUUUGAUCAAGAAAUGGCAGCUUUUGAUUAGCCUGUUGUAUUAGCAUAACUUCGCCCAAGGAUCUAGUAUAAAAGUUGGCGAAUCGCAUCUUGACGACAAUUUUAUAUUUUGUACCGGGCAAAUAGUGUCCCGUGGCUUAUUAAACGACAAAUUGAUAUCACAGAUCGACUUUUGAAGCAACUAUUACGUACUAGCUUGGCUUGGCUGGCCACGCUUUCGUUAUCUCGCAUUUGAGGUUUAUUUGGAGUUCAUACGCGAGCUUAUCGUGUUUACAUGUUUAAGUGAAUUCAAGCGUUAUCUGUCUGCAGUCCGCAUCCUGUCUUUGCCACUUCGGGGUUACUGCAUUAUCGAGAUAUAUAUUUCAUUAUUCAAAUUCUCGAGGCCCGUUCGUGUUUAGCCUCUAAGAAGCCUAGUAUUCGCCUCGAAGCCAAAGAUGCAGUAAAAAGCAUUGACGAACCGUUUUCGUUAUGCCUAAACAUGUCUGUUCGCCUAGCCGAAAUUCGAUAGUCGUAUUCUCGGCGACUGGGUUAUUUGUAUUCCUUGCAGCUGCUUUGUUGAGCUCGAGUUUAUUGUAUUAUAACAAAUCGCCGCUUGAAAAGGCUGUGAAGAUACACAAGCGAUCCCGUGUGCCUCGCAGCGUCGCUGCAAACGUUACGAACUCGAACGAAUCCGACAGCGAAGAUGCAAGAAAGGACGAGUACCCCGACGACAUAUUCUCCCUGAAGCAAAAGCAACAGGGAGCUGUCAUACUGCACGUUUUGGGACUGUCCUAUAUGUUCCUUGCUUUGGCAACCGUGUCGGACGAAUUCUUCAUACCGAGCCUCGAAGUUAUCACGGCCGAAUUUCGUGUCUCCGAAGAUGUCGCGGGUGCUACCUUCAUGGCCGCGGGAGGAAGUGCUCCGGAACUAUUCACUUCUGUUAUCGGAGUUUUUAUUGCAAACUCCAAUGUCGGAUUCGGUACUAUUGUCGGGAGUGCUGUAUUCAAUGUUCUUUUUGUUAUCGGCAUGUGCGCUGUGUUUUCGAAAGGAAUCCUCCAGCUGACAUGGUGGCCUUUGUUUAGGGAUUGUAUGUUUUAUAUCAUCGCACUAGUUUUGCUUAUAGUAUUCUUUGUCAACGGUCGUGUCGGCAAGAGGUCUGAAAUUUAUUGGUGGGAGGCAGUCACCUUGAUGAUAUGGUAUUUUGCGUACGCUGCCUUCAUGAAAUACAACGUGCCGAUAAAACGGUUUGUUAAGAAGUUGUUACCGCGACGGAAUAGGGUUGCAGACGACGACGAUGCGUUUGUGUUGUCUAGCCGAACUAGCCCGAAAGACACGGACGCUUACGUUAAGGUAAGGGAUAAUCCCUGGUAUUAAAUUAAUAGCGAACUUAAGCCUUGUUCAAGGGGCUGUUGACAUGAUCCCAAUUUUGACGGUAUGGACAAGGCGGAAUGAUUAUAUAUAGGCUCAAACGAAAGUUUCAUAAAUGAACUCAAAUGUUGUCGAGAAGAUCCUGUAGUUCAAGAAGAUUAUUAUUGUUGCUUGAACAUCCUUUCGUUUACAACUAUACUAUAACUUAUCACUAAAAAUAUAAUACAGUUUUGCUCAAUUGUGUACUAGUGUCACUAUACGUCUUACUGAUCAGUUCAUCAAAAAUCAUCCCGCAUCUCGUCCCGGCAAAGCGGGAUCAUUGUCUGAACGGCUCCUACAGACCUUGGUAAUAAAUAAACGAGCCCAAGUUGUCCAAAAUUGUUCAACAUUGAACCGAUGUUCCACAAUGUUGGCCGUGAAAAUUUUAAGUAAAGCCAUGGACGAAGUCAAACCCGAUCCAGCAUCGGCAAACAAUUCCCAACACUAGUGUUGCAAUGAGGCCAACAUUUUGGCAUGUUGGCCCAAAGUACGUGUUGGCCUCCAGCCUCCUUUGAACUGCUGAUAUGGAGGAUGUUGUGAACGAAGGACAAAUCACUCCUAAAACAGUCAAAGUGUACAGGACUUUCGAAAGUCCGAACAUUUUUGAGAAUUUUGUCGGGGCUAUGCAGUAGAAUGCAAUUAUAUUUUCCGAAUAUAGAUAAAGAAAAAAAUAUUUGUUAGAAAUAUUCGUCCCAGAGAAGUCACCAGAAUCCAUAUUUACUAAGGAUAAAAUUCUAUUAAUUAAAUACAUGGACGAGGUAUAUAAUGCAGCUGCCUCCGUCCUAUUUUUUUUACAUUCAAUUCAGAUGUUGAUAUUAGAUUUCAACUGAUUAUGUUUGACGAAUUUAAAAAUUCAUUGGCAUCUAUUCGUGGAUUCCUAAAAAAUGUCUCGAACAAAAACUGAAAUUUUGAUGACUGUCACGUAAUAGAGUUAAUAUAUAGACAAAGUGAUGAACAUCGCAUCGGCGUUCAGCAUGCAGGAUUCAGCACGCGUGCUACGUGACUGGCUAUACAGGGUGUUUACAUUUUAUGAGGGAUAUGAGGUUUUCAAAAAGUUUUCCCUAUCAAAAUGCUAAAAUGGAUUUUGAUAAAAAUCUUUUCAAUCAUGAAUUGUGUUGAAUAAUUUUCCUAAAGAUCUCAGAUAUGUUUUAACCGAUUCGGAGCACCAGCGUUGCCCUCUUGACGAGUAAAAUCGUCUGGCGUUAGACAAUAAAAUAAUAAAGUAGGGCGCAAUCCAACUUUAACCAACACUUGAAACAAAAUAUGGAUAAGUUUCUGUGAUCACAGUAGGAAUUUUGCAUGGGUAAACUCUAAGUUUUGAAGGAUUUGUAAGAAAUGUUUGAGGGAUAACACUGAGUCAAUUCCCUCAAACAUUUCUUGCAAAUCCUUCAAAACUUAGAAUUUACCCAUGCAAAAUUCCUACUGUGGUCACAGAAACGUUGAUUGUCAACUAUAACGGCAAAAUUUUCUGUUGACGUUUAAUUCUUUAGAAAGCAUUAGAAUACAUGAAACACAAUGGAAAAGAAGGACCAUGUUUUCGUUUUGGAGUUUUACAACUGGUUAUGCGUACCAUUGAUCCUCUCAGAGAAGGUGAGAGAAAUAGCGUGAAACGAGUUCACCAGGGACCGGUUGUUCAAAAGCUGGGUUAGCUUAAACCUAGGUUAACGUAAAAUUCAAAGCAAACUUUCCAAGAGCUUGUUUGUAAAUUUGGAAAUAUUUCUUCAGAGAUGUUGUCCGAAUCAGUAGGAGCUUUUCUCUCUGAAGUUUUGAAAUAAACAGAGCGGCAGAAAUACAUCAACUAAAACAGCAGGUUAAAUUUUAACCGAAGGUUAGCGCUAACCCAGCUUUGAACAACCGGUCCCAGGAGCCGGUUGUUCAAAGCUGGAUUAGCGCUAACCCUGGGUUAAAAUUUUACCUGCUGUUUUAGUUUGUGUAUUUCUGUUACCUACUUGUUUCAAAACUUCAGAGAAGAAAACUCUGAUUGGUCCAGACAAAAUUUCUGAAGAAAUAUUUCCAAGUUUAUAACCAAGCCGUUGGAAAGUUUGCUUUGAAUUUUUAUGUUAACCUAGGGUUAAGGUAAUUGGCUUUGGAACAACGGGCCCCAGAACCAUCGUCAGAGAUAUGAAUUAUUCUGAUAAUUGCAGAGUACAAUAAAAUCUUCGGAUUCCAGACCAAAUUGAAUUGCAUUUCAGAGACUUAAAAUUUCAAAAUUUCAAAAUGUGGUCACAUAAUGUAGUUUCUUCCACCACUGUGAAAAUGAGCACUUUCUCACAAACGUCAUAUAUACCAUUCUCUGAAAUGUGAACUAAUAUUGAGAAGUUUUCUGUGUUGGUGUAAUGUACUCAGGUGAAUAUGAUGUUUGUGAUGUUACUCUGAGUGUGUAUCCACACCGGACAAGCUUGGAAAAUAUGCCUGACCACGGUGGGAAUCGAACCUACGAUCUUUGGAAUACUAGCCAUUGGUUCUGCCAACUGAGCUACGCGGUCAGGAUAUUCGAACCGACUUGACCGCGUAGCUCAGUUGGCAGAGCAUUGGGCUAGUAUUCCAAAGGUCGUAGGUUCGAUUCCCACCGUGGACCGGACAGGCAUAUUUUCCAAGCUUGUCCGGUGUGGAUGUACACUCAGAUUAAAAUUACAAGCAUAAUAUUGAGAAGCUAGCACUUAGAAAUGGCCCUGCAUGACUAACACGGUUGAAUAUGCAUAUGAAAAUUGACUCAUUUUUCCGCGUCUUAUAGUUUCAGUGUGUGAUUUGGCGAAAGAGAUGGAAUCAAUAAGUCACAAAAACCGUACAACAGAAAUGAAAGCCGCUUCACAUCUCACAUUACUCCAAGCAGAUCAGCUGAGUCAGACCAACGUCACAUUACCGAACUCUACAUUCAAUUUAACAUCGUCUGCACCGUCCGCUGACAACGUGCGCCUGCAUUCCGUCUCUGUGAUGACGACCAGCACAAAUUUGACGACCGAAAAUGGUGACGAAAGUUAUCAUCAACUUGCUGAGCCAAAAAUAUCGUUUGACGAAAGCUCCGAUUCUAUAGUAAGCAUUAUAAGUUUUUUUAGUUGGAAAAAUAAAGGUUACUUUAUUCGAUUGGCUGUACACUGUCUAUAAAAAAACAGUCUAAUAAAGUAUAUAAAUUUCCACAAGAAAAGUUCCACCUACACAAUACCCUUCAAAUAUUAUUCAAUCGUGUGAGAUGCAAACAAAAUCUUGACAUGGUUAAACCAUAACAAGUUUGAAUUGGUUGUUUCCAAUGCACUUAUUUGACCAGUAUUUUAUUGGUUAAAACCAUAGAUAUCUUAUAUACACUAGACAGCGCAUCUCUUUUAGUAAAAUUGAAGCCAAGAAUAUUCCAGCGGUUACCUCCAUUUGAAUAGAUGGCGGCCAUUUUGGAGUUUCCCACUCGCUAAUAAACGCUUAAAACACAACAAUAACUUUCAACAUUUGAAUAGUUUUGAAAAUGUAUUUGGAAUAGGUUUAAUUAACUUAAUGUUUAAGUUCCCUGUUUAAGAAAUAGAAAACAUACGAGUCUUCUCAUUUCAUGGGAAUAUCCUGAGUCUGCAAUCACGGCUUCAAUUUUUGAAUUGCAGAAUAAUUAGAUGCACUAUCUAGUGUAUAUAAGAUAUCUAUGGUUAAAACACCCAGAAACUGGGUUAUUUUAACUAUACUUUUUCGGUUAUUUUGACCAAAUAAUAUUGGUCGAAAGAAAACAUAUCUAAGACAACCAAUUCAAAUUGGUUAUUUUAAGUUUUUAACCAAUCCAUUUUUACAGUGUAGUUUGUUCACGCACUAGACCACUAAAACUGAAAUUGCACGUACUCAAUCUCUAUAUGGAGAACAGUAUAGAUUAAAACUGAAAUUGCUAUGUAGCCGUUUAGUUCGCCAAAUUUUCAAUAUUGUUUUAAACAAUUCCUUAAUUGAAGUCGCCUGAAAAUUUAAAGUAUUUAAGAACGCGGAGACUAAUUUCUUUGACAGUAAUCGAUUUUCAAAAUUAACACUAAAUUGAACAGCGUUCUCGAUUAUUUAUUAACUUAUCUAAGGUCGCUUAUUUGCGUUUUUUCAACUGUUGCAAAUUUUCCAUAUAUUAUUUCUAUGGAAACACAUAAAAAAUUAAACAGUUGAAUAUUUUGAUGCAUAUAUUUUAAUUCCCGAUGCAUGCAGAAUGCGUCUUUAUUUGGAUUCGCAGUUGAAACUUCAAAUUGGAUCACCGAUAAAAGUCAUCAAAAUUCAUUAAAACAUAUUGAGUACUUUUGCAGACACGUAAUUUGAAACAGGUGCUUCAUUGUUUCAUACUUAAACAGAAAAUAUUACAAAUGGAAUUAUGUUUUUUUUGCUGGUAACCGAAUGAUUAAAAAACUCGAAAGAAAAUUCUUGUUCAGAUGAAAAGUUGCAUUUUGAUUUUGAAGACAACAUAAAAAUUAUGCCUCACAUCGACAUUAUACGAUAAUAAAACAAAGUGAAAUACUGCAUGUUCGCAAGUUGUCGUAGAACUUUUACCUCGGUCUCAGUCCCUCUACACGCUCGAAAUUCUCGCGGAAUCUCGUCGAUGAACUAGGAUCGUCAAAAUAGCCUGACAAUGGAACCGAUCAUUAUAUAUGGCGGGGAGUGGCACCAAAGAGAAAUGUUUUUCUUGUUCAAAAUUUUGCUGAUCCAUCCAUUAAAAAGUCACAAAAAAGUUUGAUAACUGCUUGUGCAAUUUUCUGCAAUUUAGAGUUUCAUGUUGUCUGCAGAUGUACUCUCUUUGGGAGACGCCAUUUGCCUCCUGACAAAUCGGAAAAUGAUCAAGAUAGUGACUCUGAUUGAUAUACAUAUUGUAUUGACAUAUGACUAUUGACAUUGCUUUUAGUCUUCAAUAUUUUGAACGAGUCAUACUUUGGAAAGGUUUUUAUUACCCAACCUUUGAGUUGUUUUGUUUUUCAUUUACCCAACCUUUUACUCCUAAAACAUUUUGUGUACCCAACCCUUUUCUCUUCCGUGCGUAAGUGAUGGCCGGUCUCUUAAGUGCGAAAACCUGCGCUAUGAACAGGGCUAUAUACUACUGUAUAUAACUUUAAAUUUGUGUUGCAGGCUGAGCUACCAACUCCAUUGGAUCUGUCCUGGCCAAAGAGUUUCAAAGAUCGGGUAGUCUACGUCAUUCGAGCUCCUAUAUUGUUUGCUCUUCAUAUUACUUUAUCUGACGUCAGAAAGCCGGUAAGAUGUCUCGCUUAAACCAUCAUAUUUUGACAGUCCAUGAUGGCAUGUCCACUGCAGGUCUCACCACUCAUAUUUAUUUUUCGUUCAGAACAAACGCCGAAGAUACCCGUGGACGUUUUGCGUAUCAAUCCUAUGGAUUGUCGUCUUUUCAUAUUUCAUGGUGUGGUGGGCUAAGGAAAUCUCCGUUACCAUGGAGAUAGAUGACGAAAUCAUGGGGCUGACGGUAUUAGCGGCAGGAACUAGUAUCCCGGAUCUUAUUACCAGUGUUCUCGUGGCGCGCAAAGGAUACGGGGAUAUGGCCGUGUCGAGCUCGGUUGGAAGUAAUUUAUUUGAUGUCACAAUCGGGUAUGUUUAUUUUAAUUCCUAAUUUUCAGAUCGGUGGUUUAAACCCAUCUAUAAGUUUCUUUUGACAUAUAGUUUUCUUUUUUCAAAAUUGUAGACUUCCAUUACCUUGGCUUAUAUGGAGUCUUCUGCACAACGGAGAUGCUUUCGAAGUAGUGAGCAGCGGGCUCUUUUGUUCGACCAUCAUGCUUUUCGCAAUGUUACUGACAGUGGUGAUAUCAAUAGGUGUUUGUAAGUGGAGGAUGAGCAAAACACUGGGGGUAUUGAUGCUCAUUUUGUACGUCCUUUUUGUCGUGUUUUCUGUGCUGUUACAGAAAAACGUGUUCGUUUGCGAUUUGUGAUACAAGACAUACUGGAGAACUCUUUAGUUUUGGUUAGAAUUCACAGUGAGUGUGUGAUAUUGGUUGGUCCUACCAAGUCAACUCUGAAGUCAAAGAAAAGCUAUAUGUGCGUGACUAAGUUCGUUCACGAUAUUUAUUGAGGCAUGGCUUUGUGGAAAAACCAUAGAAAUAUUAGACCUAUUAUUAUCUAUUAUCUAUUAUCUGUCUAUUAUUUCUAUGGGAAAAACGCAUACGUACUUAAAAGCAUUUAGCAUAGUUUGCGCGCGCAUAUAACUGAACUCUUCAGAGUGGCAAGUAAAGUUUUUGACUGACAUACAAAGAAAUUGUUCAUAAACAGCGCUGUACAUGUUUCUGGCAGUGACAUUAUUUGUGUUUAUUUAUUGUAGCAUACUGUUCGCAAUUGGCGAACGAUUGUAGAAACGAAAAGUGCAUAAUAUUUAUGUAUAAUCACGAUUUAUUUAUUUGCAUUCAAAAAGUCACCUUCAAAAGUGUGGACAACGCGAAUGCACAUACGUAUAUACAUAUACUUAGAUUGAAAAACUUUUUUACGCCGAAAAGAGGAUAUAUUUAUGGCAUGUGCAAGAUCUGUGCGCUAAUAGCCGUUAAUAUUUGACUACCAUGCACUACCUCUACCAUGCAUUAACCAAUCAGAUGUAUUUAAUCUGCCAAAUUAACCAAUCAAAUGAGUGGCAGUGGAAGUUAAAUCGGAACCUCUUUCAGCGGACAGAAACGUCAGUAAAAACAAGCUUUGCAUAGCAUGCUCACUGGAUUAAACGCUACACGAUAUUUAUUCGAAUACGUACACUAUACUCUCAUUUGUCUAUGUAUAUGAAAAUUCUGCAGGCCAUGUCGCGUGUAAAUAAUGAUAGGCUGAAGUGUGUUAGUUUGUAUCUUUCUAGCAAAUGCGGUUAGAAUUUAAUAUCCUUGCUGGUUUGCGACCAACCAUGCAUUGUAGGAAUUCAACUGACCACAUGUUUCGCCGAGUUAGAUCAAUUACGCUCGGAACAAGCAAAUUCCGAUUCGAACGCGUUCGACUGCGCAUCCAAACGACGCGUUCUGCGCUGCGCCCAAAUUACAACUGAACUAUAUAUAACAUGUAGUUGAAACUGGAUGCACUAAAAUACACAUGUCGAAGCAUUGAACUGUUCAAUCAGGGGCGUAGGAAUUGGGGGGGGGGGGCACAGGCGGCACAUGCCCCCCCCCCAUUAGGUGCCCUUUUCAAUAUACAAAAGUGCCCCUGGAAGCUGGUGCCCCCCUCCAAUCUUUUGAUGCUUCCUACCCCCUGUAUUCAAUCAUUAUUUGUGCUUCACUUAUACCAC